AUGCUGCAGUCUGAAGUGGGAGGGGCCUGGUGUCUGUCCCCCCCCCCCUCCAUCCCCCCUGCUGUGGGGGAGGGGCUGUCUGCAGCAACAACAACAGCAUCCCAAUCCAGUCCCUCUAUGAUACAUACAUGUCACAUCCUUGGAGCACACUUUACCAGGCACCCGCACAGCCAUGCCACCUCCUGUCGCCACUUUCACCUGGGCGCCCCGCAGGCCCCUCUCUCAGCCGAGUUCCCUCUAGGGCAGAGUCAGGUCCCACAGACGGGCCUGGCCCCUCACCUGCCCCCCACACACCCCCUCCCAGCGGGCCCUCAGUUCCACGAUGUGUCGGGGGCCUCUUUUCUACCUCAAGCUUUACACCAGCAAUACCUCCUCCAACAGCAGCUCCUGGAGGCUCAGCGGCGGCGGAUCCUCCCUCACUCCAGAAGAAAUCAGGAACGCAUUUCCGUGAAUCCGCACCGACUCCGCGCAGGCUUCGAGUUCUCCCCUCCGCUCCAUGUGUCGCCGCCGGUCCCUCAGCAGCAGCAGCAGCAGCAGCAGCAGCGGUAUCUGGCAGAGGGCACUGACUGGGACCUCAGUGUAGAUGCAGGGGCCCCUCACCCCCAGUACCCCCUGCAGCAGAUGCCCCAGCCCUUUCAGCACUACCUGGCCUCUCCACGGCUGCACCACUAUCCCAGGCACGCUUCUUCCGCACAAGUGGAGCUGCUGCAGCUGGAGGACAGACUGGGGGCUGUGAGCAGAGGAGCCAUCCAGACGACCAUCGAGAGGUUCACUAUUCCGCACAAGUACAAGAAGAGAAAACCAAUGCAGCUGAAGAUCGACGAAGAGGAGAUGGACGUGGACGAGAAAUGCACCAUCUGUUUGUCUUUGCUGGAGGAUGGAGAGGACGUCCGGAGACUUCCCUGCAUGCACCUCUUCCACCAGGGCUGCGUGGAUCAGUGGUUGGCCACCAGCAGGAAGUGCCCCAUCUGUCGCGUCGACAUCGAAACACAGCUGAACGCCGACAGCUGA
Messenger RNA from Knipowitschia caucasica, 1011 nucleotides. The record is from the annotation of a GenBank genome assembly. NCBI's taxonomy places the organism in Eukaryota, Metazoa, Chordata, Actinopteri, Gobiiformes, Gobiidae.